UAUUUCUAGUUGCCUUUACAGGACUUUAUGUGGUGAAGAAACAUUUUAUGAGAAUCUACAAACAUGUCGGGAACCUGUGGUAAACUACAGUAAUAUUUUUAUGAAGGAAUUCACAUGGGAGGGGGUAAACACUUUCUGAGAAUCUACAAACAUGUUGGGAGCCUGUUGUAAACAACAUUUUGAUGAAGGUCUUCAAUCCUGCUCCUGGUGACCCACUUUCCUGCAGAGUUUUGCUCCAACCCUAAUCAAACAUACCUGAACCAGAUAAUCAAGUAAAUCAGUGUUUCUGUGAAUGAAUCAUGAAUGAGAAAGAAACAUUCAGUGAUGAAGAUUCUCCAGGAUGCAGUCAAUUCCAGACGGAGAAAUUAAACUCACUGGAGUCCAGCUGUGUGUCCUUGAAGAGUGAUGGGUCUAUGAGAGAGCCAAUAAAAUUUAGGGGUGAACACAAAUCAACUGAUCUGAGUCAAUUCCACAGGGAGGGAUGCAGUGAUGGAUCUAUGAGAGAGCCAGUAAAAUUUAAACAUGCAUCAACUGAUUUGAGAUUCAAAUCAAAUCUGCUGAAGAAGUUUCAGUGUCUGUAUGAAGGAACAGAAAAGCAGGAAAACCCAACACUCCUGAAUGAGAUCUACACAGAGCUCUACAUCACAGAGAGUGAAAAUGGAGAGAUCAGUAAUGAGCAUGAGGUGAGACAGAUUGAGACACAAUCAAGGACAGUGGCAACAGAAGACACACCAAUCAAAUGCAAUGACAUCUUUAGACCUUUACCUGGACAAGACAAAGCCAUCAGAACUGUGCUGACAAAGGGAGUCGCUGGCAUUGGAAAAACAGUCUCUGUGCAGAAGUUCAUUGUGGACUGGGCUGAAGGGAAAGAGAAUCAGGACAUCCAGCUCAUAUUUCCACUUCCUUUCAGAGAGCUCAACUUGAUGAAGGAUGAAACACUCAGUUUUUCAAAUCUUCUUCAUGUCUUUUUCCCUGAAACCAAAGAAAUAGAAAUAUCUAGUGAUGAAUAUAAAGUGUUGUUUAUCUUUGAUGGUCUAGAUGAGUGUCGUCUGUCUGAUUUUCAAAGUGAUGUGAGGUUGUGUGAUGUAAGUGAAUCAGCCUCAGUGGAUGUGCUGCUGAUGAACCUCAUUGUGGGGAAUCUGCUUCCCUCUGCUCUCAUCUGGAUCACCUCCAGACCAGCAGCAGCUGAUCUCAUUCCCUCUGAGUGUGUCCAUCGAGGAACAGAGGUACGAGGCUUCAAUGAUCCACAGAAGGAGGAAUACUUCAGGAAGAGAAUCAGUGAUCAGAGUCUGGCCAAUACAAUCAUCACACACCUGAAGUCAUCAAGGAGCCUCUACAUCAUGUGCCACAUCCCAGUGUUCUGCUGGAUCUCAGCCACUGUUCUAGAGAAGAUGUUGAGUGAAGCAGAGAGUGGAGAGAUUCCCAAGACUCUCACUCAGAUGUACACACACUUCCUGAUCCUUCAGACCAGCAUCAAACAUGACAAGGACUAUGAAAGGAAAGUCAAAGAUGAAAAUAUGAUUGCCAAACUGGGCAAACUGGCUUUCCAGCAGCUUGUGAAAGGCAACCUGAUCUUCUAUGAGGAAGACUUGAGAGAGUGUGGCAUUGAUGAGACAGAAGCAUCAGUGUACUCAGGAUUGUGUACUCAGAUCUUCAGAGAGGAGUUUGGCUUGUAUCAGGGAAAAGUCUUCUGCUUUGUUCAUCUGAGCAUCCAGGAACAUUUAGCAGCUUUAUAUGCACAUCUGUCCCUUAUGACAAAAAACAGAAAUGUGUUUAUUACACUGUCUUCUAGUCCUUUGAAGCAUUUAAAGAAGGCUUUACAUGUUUCAUUAUCUGAGCUGCAUCAGAGAGCUGUGAAAAAGGCCUUCAAGAGUAAGAAUGGACAUUUGGAUCUUUUCCUGCGUUUUCUUCUGGGUCUCUCAUUGGAGUCCAAUCAGACUCUCUUACAAGAACUACUGACACAGACAGGAAGUUGUUCCUACAACAAAGAUGAAACAGUUGAGUACAUCAAACAGAAGAUUAGAAAGAAUCGCUGUCCAGAGAGAUCCAUCAAUCUGUUCCACUGUCUGAAUGAACUGGGUGAUGAUUCACUGAUGCAGGAGAUCCAAGAUUUUUUGACAUCUGGAAAAAUAACAGAAACCAAACUCUCCUCUUCACAGUGGUCAGCUCUGGUUUAUGUGUUGCUGACAUCAGAGCAAAAGAUGGAUGUUUUCAAACUAAAACUGUUUAUUGGAUCCCAAAAUACAGCAGACAAAGUUCUUCAGAAGCUGCAGCCUGUGGUUAAAGAGUCUAAAUCAGUUCAGUUGAUGGAUUGUGGUGUUACAGAUGAAGGUUGUGCUGCUCUGGCUUCAGUUCUGAGAUCAAACCCCUCACACAUGAGAAAUAUGAAUCUGUCACUGAAUAAACUAGGAGCAUCAGGAGUGAAUGUGCUCUCUGAUGGACUGAAGGAUCCUCACUGUAAACUUGAAAAACUGAGGUUGGGUAAAUGUGGUGUCACAGAUGAAGGUUGUGCUGCUCUGGCUUCAGCUCUGAGAUCAAACCCAUCACAUCUGAGAGAACUGGAUCUGUCAUUGAAUAAACUAGGAGACUCGGGUCUGAAUCUGCUCUCUGAUGGAUUGAAGGAUCCUCACUGUACACUGGAAAUACUGCGGUUGAGUGAUUGUGGUGUCACAGAUGAAGGUUGUGCUGCUCUGGCUUCAGCUCUGAGAUCAAACCCCUCACACCUGAGACUACUAGAUCUGUCUUUGAAUAAAUUAGAAGCGUCAGGACUGAAUCUGCUCUCUGAUCUUCUGAAGGAUCUUCACUGUAAACUGGAGAUACUGUGGUUAAGGUAUUGUGGAGUCACAGAUGAAGGUUGUGCUGCUCUGGCUUCAGCUCUGAGAUCAAACCCCUCACACCUGAGACAACUGGAUCUGUCUGGAAAUGAGCUAGGAGUUUUAGAACUGAAUCUGCUUUCUGCUGGACUGAAAGAUCCUGUCUGUAAACUGAGGAUACUGUGGUUGAGUGAUUGUGGUGUCACAUAUGAAGGUUGUGCUGCUCUGGCUUCAGCUCUGAGAUCAAACCCCUCACACCUGAGAGAACUGGAUCUGACUGGAAAUAAAUUAAGACACUCAGAUGUGAAGCUUCUCUCUGAUCUGAAGGAUAAUCCACAUUAUAAAUUGGAAACGGUUAAGUUUUAGAUGUUAGUCUGACCUUCUCUGGAUCAGCUGAUGGUGAAUAAAGAGCCACUACAGACAGACAUCAUUUUCAACAGAAUCAAAAGACACAAACCCAUUGUCAUCAUCACAAACGCAUGUGUAACUUUACAGAAUGAAAUGUAGCUAGUAAGGAGUCUAAACUGCACUUUUAAGCCUGUUAAGAUAGGUUAGUUCAUUUUUUUGCUAGUUUAUCUAGUUGAUACUUUUUAGACUUUGAGCUGUUAAUGGAGGAGGUGAACUAAGCAGUAAAGCAAUCGGUGAGGUAGUGAGGAACUAAAGCAGCAGCAAAAGACCUACUCAGGUUUACACAUAUCCACAGAGCAAAGUCAAGCACUGCAAUGCUAUGUUAGCCAUUGUCAGAUGGAAGAACUGUUGUUACCUACUGUAUGUUCUCUCCUUCACCACAGCCCGCCACUGUCUUUCACUUUAUCCUACUGUAACUUUUUGCUGCUUUUGACACCAGAUCCACCCUUUCUGAUUUGGUGGUUUCAAUGCAAUUACGUAAAAUAUUACUUUUGUUUUUUGUUUGUUUGUUUUUUUUUGUUUGUUUUUUUUUGUUUUUGUUUUUUUUUUUUUAAAGUAACUAGUAAAGUAACAUAUUACUUUAGAAUUUCUAAGACAAUAUCUGAGUUACUUUUUCAAAUAAGUAAUGCCAUUUAUUUUUUUCCCCAUUUAUUGAUCGACAAAUUGUCAGGAAAUUGGGAGUAAACAUGAUGUUACUGUAUUCUAGACUAAAUGUGAACAUGCAUUAAUUCAUCUCACUCACAAAAAACAGAUUCAGUAUUCCUCAGAAUGAAUAAAAACAGUGAAAUGCAAAC
Molecule: messenger RNA, 4015 nt
Organism: Labeo rohita (rohu)
Lineage: Eukaryota; Metazoa; Chordata; Actinopteri; Cypriniformes; Cyprinidae
Product: NACHT, LRR and PYD domains-containing protein 12-like
Molecular function (GO): protein binding
Source: RefSeq, a predicted model, not a curated record